Messenger RNA from Trypanosoma rangeli, 369 nucleotides. RefSeq names its product putative retrotransposon hot spot (RHS) protein. The coding region runs from base 1 to 369 and encodes 122 amino acids. The transcript has a single exon. The record is from RefSeq and is a predicted model, not a curated record. Lineage: Eukaryota; Euglenozoa; Kinetoplastea; Trypanosomatida; Trypanosomatidae.
AUGCAGAUGACUACUGCGGGUAGGCAUCACACCGAUGUCAGCAAAGUAAGGCAGCUUAACGUGUAUCUGGUAAGCUAUUUUAAUGAUUGGGAGGCUUUUGCCAAAGACCUGUCAUGGGAUAUUUUUUACGUGCAGCAUGCAAAUAGCAAGCCAAUAGGCACGUGGCAGAGGUGCAACAUCUCAGUAACUCUGUCCACCAACAAAAACAAGGAGAUUAUAGAGUUGUGUGAAAGGGUGCGUGAGUACGAGGUGACAGUAUCGACUGAAAAUUGUGCAGAUGUCGAAAAUGUUUUAACAGAGCAACAAUUGGAGGAUACGAUAGAAAUUUGGUGCAUUUGGAAGGAGCGUAGCGGAUUGUUUUUCUGGUGA